AAAUUUUCUGCUUUUGCAUGUGUAAAUAGACGCCUAUUUUUAAACAGUAAGUAAUGACAUUCCAAUUCAUUCCAUUGGAUUUCUUUUAAAUAUCCAGAAACCAUCGAGGCAUGAGUCUAUCAGAAAUUAGUGAGAACACGAGGACAGGCCGUGAAAGUGCCUUACUUGGUGAUUAUGAAACCUCCAUGGUCUACUACCAAGGUGUGAUUCAACAAAUUCAUAGGCUGAUAGGCUCCAUUAAAGACCAAGAACGUAAACGGAUGUGGAAUCAGCUGAAGGGAGAAAUUACCAAAGAAUAUGAGCAAGUGAAAGAGAUCAGCACUACUCUUCAGUCUUUUAAAGUGGAAUCUGCCCACAGCCCCAAUGCUGCCUAUGGAUCUGUGAACAGCUAUGAUAGAGGCUACCACCAGGAUUAUCAUGACCCCAGACAUGAGGAACCUACCAGAGAUCCAGAUGUUUGGCCACCUCCCACUCCUGUUGAACAGAGGCCUUCACCAAACCUUCGAGGUGGAUAUCAGCGUGCUGGGCAACAAAAGAUAACUCCCAACGGUCGGGCUGGGAGGCCCGUCCAGGUCCCUGGCAAGUCUUCAGUUACCCCAGGUCCAGCCAGGGGUCGAGGGGGUGCAGCUCCAGGUAGAGAAGCCAGCGCUAAAGGGAAGAAAGGAGCAGAAAAUCCAGAUGAAAAAAAGUUUGAGCCUCAAGGACAUGACAAAGACUUGGUUGAACAUUUAGAGCGAGACAUUGUCCAAAGGAACCCAAAUGUUCGAUGGGACGACAUUGCGAGUUUGACAGAAGCAAAAAAACUUCUGGAGGAGGCAGUGGUUUUACCUUUAAUUGUCCCAGACUUUUUUAAAGGCAUUAGACGACCUUGGAAGGGUGUGCUGAUGGUAGGCCCACCAGGGACAGGAAAAACCCUGCUGGCAAAGGCUGUGGCAACAGAGUGUGGCACAACAUUUUUCAAUGUGUCAACUUCCAGUCUCACCUCCAAAUGGCAUGGGGAGUCAGAGAAGCUUGUGCGUCUGUUGUUUGAAAUGGCUAGAUUCUAUGCUCCAAGUACAGUGUUUAUUGAUGAGAUUGAUUCCAUUUGUUCUAAACGUGGGUCAGGAUCAGAACAUGAAGCUAGUCGCAGGGUCAAGUCUGAGAUUCUUGUACAGAUGGAUGGUGUCAGCAGUGAAAGUGAAGACCCCACUAAAGCAGUUAUGGUUCUUGCUGCCACCAACUUUCCCUGGGACCUUGACGAGGCUUUGAGGAGAAGGUUGGAGAAAAGGAUCUAUAUCCCACUGCCAGAUGCUGAAGGCAGGAAACAGCUUCUGGACAUCAACUUGAAGGAAGUAGAAACAGGACCAGACGUUGACAUAUCUAAAAUAGCCGACAUGCUGGAUGGUUACUCUGGUGCAGAUAUCACUUGUGUUUGUCGAGAUGCAGCCAUGAUGUCAUUCCGCCGUAGGAUAGCCGGCCUGCGCCCUGAUGAAAUCCGCCAGAUACCUAAAGAUGAGUUGACUCUGCCAACGACCAUGGAAGAUUUUACUGAGGCCAUCAAGAAAGUUAACAAAAGUGUCUCGCAGGAGGACAUUGAGAAAUACAAGAAGUGGAUGGAUGAAUAUGGAUCUGUCUAAACUACUAGUUAACCAUUUGGUUAGGUUUCAAGAGUCUGGUUAGCCUGCUACUUAAAUGUUUGGCUAGGUUUUUUACGCUCAAUAAUUUAUCUUCAUUUGACGGGGACCUUUAUCCUCUUUUAAAAACAACUUGUGAAUUAAAUCUCUUUAGAUUUGUGAAAUCUGAACAGGAAGAAUUACUUCCCAUGGUUUUUGUACAGGUACAAAGAAUUCUGUCCCUUUGAGCUGUCUAAAAGUUCAAAGUGUACAAUAGCUGACAGGUGUCACGUCUCUAGCUACAUUUCAUGUACAUCUUGUAAUAAGUGUACACUUCCAUAUGAUACUAACUAACUUUAAGACAAUGAUAUGUUUAUAUUUAAAUAUAAAAAAAAUACAAUAUGUUCACAAGCUAGCAUCUAUUUCUGUUGGUCAUCAACAGCUGUUUUUUUUAUAACCAACAUGAGACAGUCUGAGAAUAUGGUCACUUAUGUUAAAACUGCAACAUAGACAUGAAUUUAAAACAGCAAGUGUGUAACGUAUGUAUGUAUUUUACCAGUGGACAUAGCUGUGUGUAACUAAUUAGGUAAUUAUGUAUGUAGGUAUGUUUAUUUGCUUGAAUCCUUGUAUGUGUGUUUAAAAAGUUGUCUCUAUGUUAUUGUUUUUAUUUGUACAUAGUUAAUGCUAAUGACAUUGUUAGUUAUGUGGUGAUUGGGGUUUGUUGCCAUCUUCAUGACAAAUCAUUGUGUACAAUGAUUUUCUAAUUAUGGGAAUAGGUCAUUUAUAAUAAAUUUUGCUUCCAUUUGUGACUACAAUUUUCUUAAAAUGUCUGUUAAAAAAUAAAUCUGAUUAUAAAUGUUUAAAAAACUUUUGCA
Physella acuta is the source of this 2467-nucleotide messenger RNA. Its product is annotated as katanin p60 ATPase-containing subunit A1. Gene Ontology annotation, molecular function: ATP hydrolysis activity; ATP binding; microtubule severing ATPase activity. Gene Ontology annotation, cellular component: microtubule cytoskeleton. NCBI's taxonomy places the organism in Eukaryota, Metazoa, Mollusca, Gastropoda, Physidae. The record is from RefSeq and is a predicted model, not a curated record. Gene Ontology annotation, biological process: microtubule severing.